Messenger RNA from Dictyostelium purpureum, 1950 nucleotides. RefSeq lists its product as uncharacterized. The record is from RefSeq and is a predicted model, not a curated record. Gene Ontology annotation, molecular function: translation elongation factor activity; GTPase activity; GTP binding. Lineage: Eukaryota; Evosea; Eumycetozoa; Dictyosteliales; Dictyosteliaceae. The coding region runs from base 1 to 1950 and encodes 649 amino acids. Gene Ontology annotation, biological process: translational elongation. The transcript is spliced from 2 exons.
AUGGAUUGUAAAGUUUCAAAAAAUCCAUCAACAGCUGACAUGGCCAGUUCAACAACAAUUUUAAAUUCAAUGGUUCAAAAUGAACAAGAGCAAUUAAUUAAAGCAAUCAAAAAAUCUGCUGAGGAAAUUUUAAUUAAUAAACCAUCCACAACCACAACCACAACAACCUCAAAUACCCCUAUGGCCCCAACAACAAAUGAAAAUGAUACUGUAAUCGAACAUUUAAAACCUGAAGUAGAGUAUGGCAACGUCGAAUAUAAAUUACAAUUAAUUAACCCUUCAGCAGACAGAUUAGAGCACUUGGUAUCACAAAUGAAAUGGAGAAUGGGUGAGGGCGGUGGUGAGUGUGUAUACGAAUUGGGUUUCUCAGAUGACGGUACAGCAGUAGGUUUAAGCGAUAUAGAUAUGGAAGCAUCAUUGACUACUCUUAAAUUAAUGGCAUCAAAAUUAAGUGCAGAUUUAACAGUUGUUCGGGAAAGACAAGGUAUUAACGGUAAGGUUUUAGAAGUAUUAGUAAGAAAGUUUGCAUCUGAAGAUUUUUCCGAAAUUAGAAUUGCUUGUGUUGGUAACGUAGAUGCUGGUAAAUCAACAUUAUUAAGUGUUUUAAGUCGUGGUCAAUUAGACGAUGGUAGAGGUAAAGCCAGAGCGUUUGUUUUUAGACAUAGACACGAAAUCGAAAGUGGCCGAACCUCUUCAGUUAGUCAAGAAAUAUUAGGUUUCGAUAGUAAAGGUAAAAUUGUAAAUUAUAAUACUCAAAUCCAUUCAACAUUGUCUCCUAGUGAAAUUUGUGAACAAAGUUCAAAAAUUGUCACUUUCAUUGAUUUAGCCGGUCAUGAAAAAUAUUUACGUACAACUUUGUAUGGUUUAACAUCGACAUCUCCAGACUUUACAAUGAUGGCAGUUGGUGGUAAUAUGGGUCCAAAUGGUAUGGCAAAGGAACAUUUAGGUAUUGCUCUUUCUUUACGUAUACCCGUCUUUAUUGUUGUAACUAAAAUUGAUAGAGCACCAGAAAAUGUUUUAUCUUCAACUAUGGAGGAUCUUAAAAAAAUCUUAAAGGGUCCUGGCGCUAGAAAAUUACCUGUAGUAAUUCGUAAUCAAGAUGAUGUAGUUGUUGCUGCCAGAAAUUUUGUCUCAGAACGUAUUGUUCCAAUUUUCACAGUAUCAAAUGUAACUGGUGAAAAUUUGGAUCUUUUAAGAAGCUUCUUAAAUCUUUUGCCAGCUAAAAAAGAAUGGGAAAUCUUAUCACAAAAACCAUGCCAGUUAGAUAUCGAUUCAAUUUGGAAUGUUUCUGGAGUUGGUACAGUAGUUAGUGGUACAGUAAUCAAAGGUACUAUUGAAACUGGUGAUACCCUAUUAAUCGGUCCAAAUGAAAUUGGUGAAUUUAUACAAACUCAAAUCAAAUCAAUUCACACCAAACGUUUGCCCGUUAAAAGAGUUAAGGCUGGUCAAACCGCAAGUUUAGCAUUGAAAAAAAUAAAAAAAGAGCAAAUUAGAAAGGGUAUGGUUGUCGUUCAUCCUUCAACCAAACCAGUACCAACUAGAGAGUUUGAAGCUGAACUUUUAGUUCUCUUCCACAGUACAACAAUUAAUAAGAACUAUGAAGCUGUUAUUCACUGUGGCUGUGUACAACAAUCUGCAAGACUUGUCGAAAUCUACGAUAAAGACGUUUUAAGAACAGGUGAUCGUGCUAAAGUUAAAUUUAGGUAUCAAAUUAGACCAGAGUUUUUAACAGUCGGUAGUAAAUUCGUUGUUAGAGAGGGUCACUCUAAAGGUAUUGGUCGUGUUACUUCAAUUACACCAUAUGUUCAUGAACCAAUUAAUAUCACCACCCACAAGGCAAGCAGUGGUGGUCCUACUCAUGGUCAAGGUCCAAAUCAUCCUACCAAUACACAAGUUAGAAAACAAACAAGAUCAAGAGCAAAUAGAUUAGCAGUUCAAACUAAAAAAUAA